Molecule: messenger RNA, 1893 nt
Organism: Symbiodinium sp. CCMP2456
Lineage: Eukaryota; Dinophyceae; Suessiales; Symbiodiniaceae
Source: the annotation of a GenBank genome assembly
AUGGCGGCUGUCAAGAUCGGCGCAGAAGUGGCAGGAGCACCGUUGGAGGCGGCACUCGAGCUGUUCGGCGCGUACUUCGUCGACUUUGCGGCUGGUGCUGGCUUCAUUCGGCUGCUUCGCUCGCUUGGCUCCAACCUGCAUGAGAUGCUCAGCAACCUGAACAUCCUGCACCACAACGUCGAAAGGGAUCUGCCGGCGGCUGUUUUUCCUAUCUUCGAGGUCGGCCGACUGGAAUGGCUAAGUGACACGGUGUACACCUUCAGGAUGCACUAUGCGAGUAGCAGGGCCGGCCUCAAUCCGCUCUUGAAAGGUGCCCUGGAGCAAGCCACGAGGAAACUCUUCCAUUCCACCUUGGAGGUCCAGGCCUUGGCAACGGAGAGGCAUAGCUUCAGAUUAACUCCAAUGGCCGAGGCAUCAAACGAGGUGAAUUGGACCUUGAUUGUCAGCCUGGGACAGGAGAAGGAAGACCACGAGGUGCCUACCGACCCGCCAGCCUCAGCAUCAGCUGGGCCCGAUAUAGGCUCCGCGUCGUACGGCUUCUUCGAUUUCCAUGCCGCCUUGGCCUCUUUCUGGUGCUGCAACACCGAUUUGGAGCGGGACCAGGCCCAGGGCAUGACCUACCUCGCGGCUACACCUGCUUUGGAGGAGACUUGGGUAAGCAACGUGCGUAGAGUCUUGGCUGAGAAGCGCAGCAAGGUUGACAGGAUCACGGAGGACUGCCCGACGCCUUCGGGUGGACGGCACCUUUCCUUCUCACUCAGCGCGGUGGACCGUGUCCACAUCGCUGCCCACCUUUUCAGGGCCUGCUCCGCCGAACUCGUCUCCUCCCCAUGGACCGAUCUGCAGGAGCUGAGCAAGACAGAAAAGUUCUGGGGCUCCUACACCAAGCUGGACAAUUUCUACGCCAUCUCCGAUGACUGGUUGGUGGAGACGGUGAGGGCCGGGGAGACGAAGUUCGUGAAGCGCGGGAAGAUUCGCUUCCUGUCCCAGUCCUGGGGAAUUCCGAAGGAGUGGGACGAGCUGAUGGGGGCCGGAAGCUACGCGGAGGCCAAAGCGGCGGAGAUCUGCUGCAUGGCAAAGGACAUCGCCGCCUUGGAGUUGGGAGACACCGCGAGGUGGCGAGAGGUGUACUUCUGGGUGGACAAGUGUUGCAUUCCGCAGGGUGACAAGGAGCUGACUGGGUGGUGUGUCAACCUCCUAGAGGAGUACAUCAUCUUCUGCGACGGGCUUGUGGUGUUGGUCCCAUGGACAUACUUUACGAGGCUUUGGUGUGUCUAUGAAUGGGUUUGCUUCCUGCUCGUGCACGACCCCGUGGACAUUGAGAUUUGCGCAGACCCCUUCGUGCGGGAGAGCACGCUUCCGCUCUUCAUCGAGGCGAUUGGCAACUUCAAGCUCGCUUCUUGCCAGUGCUUCCGCGAGGAGGACAGGCCCGUACUGAUCAACAAGGUCUCACAGUACUACAAGUCCGUUGAAGGCUUCGAGCAGUUUUUGAAGUUCACCGCCAUUGCUCUUUUUGUGCGGUGUACCGCCCAGCGUCGGUCAGCAAAAUGCUUCUCCGCUCUUGAGCCUUGGCGUCAUCUCGCGGAGCGACAAGGCUUCUGCGACUUGGCAGGGAAGGUGGAAGAUGUGAUGACUCGUCUACCCCAGUGGCGUGAGGACGCGGUGAAGAACGCGAAGGGCGGUGGCACCCGCGACGUGCAAACGGAUGUCUUCAAGCAUGUUGAGGCUUGGUUUAAGGCCGAGAUGGUCCCAUUGAUCCUCGACAAGCGGAAGGAGGUGGCGACGGAGAGUGGUCUGCGUUUCAUCGAGGAGCUACGCCAUGCGGCCAAAGCCGUUGUUGUGGACCAGGCAGAAGAUCGACCAGAAGUCACGAUAGAAGAGAUACGAGUUUGA